This is a messenger RNA of Lacerta agilis (Sand lizard), 1565 nucleotides long. RefSeq names its product mitochondrial translation release factor 1 (gene MTRF1). Gene Ontology annotation, molecular function: translation release factor activity. The transcript is spliced from 10 exons. Lineage: Eukaryota; Metazoa; Chordata; Lepidosauria; Squamata; Lacertidae. Gene Ontology annotation, biological process: translational termination. The coding region runs from base 42 to 1394 and encodes 450 amino acids. The record is from RefSeq and is a predicted model, not a curated record.
ACCUCGGAGCCAGGGAAACGGAGAAAGAUUAGAACCCUGAGAUGAAACCUCACCAAACAAUUCCUCUUUUUAGAACCUUGCAUGUUCAGUGUUACUGCUCUCUCCAGCAGCGUCAUCUUCCUUUACUUGUUAAGAGAGCUACUUGUUGGACAAAACGGAAUACCUUUCGGCACAGCUUUUUGUGGAAUACAGUUGCCCCCUUUCUAGCACUUAAUAACUGGCCAAGGAAAUACCACCAGAGCUCAGGAACACUCUGGAACCUUGAAGCACUGCAAACAUAUUUACAGACUUUAAGCCAAGAAUACCAAAGAAUGGAGAAAUUGCUCAAUGACAGCUCAGUAAAAGAACACAGAAGAAGAGCUCUGAGCAAGAGACAUGCUGAACUAUUCCCGCUUGCUGUGACGUUUAAAGAAAUUCAAGAGGCACAAAAAGAACUUCAAGAUUUGGAGAUACUUUGUUCAAAGCUAAACAGCCCAGAAGAGAAACCACUACUAGAACUUGCUCUAGAGGAAAAGGAGAUUAUUGACCAGAAGAUCAGCGCUCUGUGUCGAAAGAUUUUCCAGAUCUUGAUACCAAGAGAAAAAUAUGAUGACAGUGGUGUAUUGUUAGAAGUAACAUCUGGCAGGACAACUGGAGGUGACAUUUGUCAGCAAUUUACCCAAGAGGUAUUUGACAUGUACCGGAAUUACGCUGAUUACAAAUGCUGGACCUUUGAGAUUGUGAACUACACUCCAGCGGAUUACGGUGGCCUACACCAUGCUGCUGCUCGCAUUUUGGGAGACGACGUCUACAGGCAUUUGAAAUAUGAAGGAGGGACUCACAGGGUGCAGCGAAUCCCCGAAACAGGAUUAUCUUCCAGAAUGCAGCGGAUCCAUACUGGCACCAUGUCUGUGAUUGUCCUCCCUCAGCCAGACGAGGUGACAAUUAAAAUCGAUCCAAGAGAUUUGCGUAUAGAUACAUUUCGAGCCAAAGGGGCAGGAGGACAGCAUGUCAAUACAACAGACAGCGCUGUUAGAAUUGUACACAUUCCCACAGGGUUAACCAUUGAGUGCCAAGAAGAGCGAUCUCAGCAAGUGAAUAGAGAAACCGCUCUGCGGACCUUGAGAGACAAGCUGUACCAGCAGACCAUAGAGAGAGAGCUGAGGCAGAGGCAGAGCGCCAGGAAACUGCAGUUGGGGACAAGAGCCCAGUCAGAGAGAAUUCGCACAUAUAACUUCCACCAAGACCGAGUCACUGACCACAGGGUUACCUAUGAAAUCCGUGACAUCAAGGAAUUCUUAAGUGGGAAGAAGCUCCUGGAUGAACUAAUCAGCAAACUCUUAGAGGCUGCAGAGAUGGAAUCUCUGAUGGAACAUUUGGAAAACAAUUUGAAAUCUCUGCAAGCAGACUCCUGACUUGAAAAGAGUAAUGGAUGCAAAUGUUUUUAAUUGGCUUGCAAAAUUUAACAAACCUCACAGACGUAUGAGUGCUGUUCUGCAUUUUAAUAUUUCAUUAUCACUGUCACUGACUUUAUGGCUGUGACCUAAACAAAUGGCAUAUAAAAGCAUGUAGAACUUCAUGCAGAG